AGGAACACUCACCUAGUGUCUCUCACUCAUCAACGAUCUGGCCUCUUUGAGGAACUCGAACAGAGCUUCGAUCAAACACUUUGAAGACAAAAACCGCAUCACAAUUUCGGAAAUCCAAGCGACCAAUUGGAUUCGCAUUUUCGACACUCUAGGGUUUCAACCAGUCACCGUUCGUUUCAAUGAAGUUGAAGAUCAACAAAGCCUGCGAUCUCAGCUCCAUCUCCGUUCUUCCUCCUCACACGAGGCGAUCGAGCAUUGGGCCGAGCGGGCCGGGGUCGUCAUCGGUGUUUGGAAGAAGCCAGGCGUCUCAGCUCCGCUCGCAGCCGUCGCAGCAUUCGUUUUCGCAGCAGGGAGUUUCGUCUCAGCACGGAAUGUUUUCUCAGCUCUCGCAGAAUUCUCUCGAUGAGAUUGUCACGAACGAUCAGAGGAUAAGUUCUCAGGAAAGAGAGAAUCCAGUGAAGAAGCUUUCUUGCUUGCCCCCUAUCAGCUACUCGCUGGAAGAGAGUCAGAUGCAAGUCUCGAGAUCUUCUAGCAAUCUUAUGCGCAAGUGGAACUCUAGUUCUGUUCUAGAUCACAGAAGUCAGACAAGUGAAGAACUUGAACGCAGGAUUGGAAUGAUGGAAACUUCAUUGAACAGAUUUGGAAUGAUCAUGGACUCUGUUCAGAGUGAUAUCAUGCAAGUAAACAAGGGAACAAAGGAAGCAUUGAUGGAAAUUGAAGACGUACGACAGAAGUUAAUUGCUAAUGGUAAUUUGCUGCAGGUAAUGGCAAAGGGACAAGAAGAUAUCAAAACUAAUCUAGCAGGUGGCAUAAAAUCUCUCUCCGAUCAAGUCAGCCAGGAUACAGAUGGAGAGAAGUUACAGGAGAUUUCUUCAUUUAUAUUAACUUUACCAGAGCAGAUUGACGUCUAUUUGCAAAAAAUGAAAUCUGAACUCUGCAAUAAACUCACCCAAGAAAUUCAGGCAAUGGUUUGCAGCUUGAAGGUUCCUAACCAACACCAUCUAACUCCCGCUAUUCUUUUGGAAGAGGGUAUCAGUUGCCGUUCUGUUCAACAGCAGAUGCAACCUCUCAAGGGCCCUGAAAUGCCACCAAGGAGUUGUGGCAAAACAGCACUGCUUCCAAAGAUAGAAGUGGGAAGCUGGACCUCUGUCAAAACAGAACAAGCUACUUUUACACACAGGGGUACAAGUAAGAAGCAUAAACAGAAGAGAAUGUCUCCGAUUGAACUGGAGAGAGAAUGGAGAAUUCCUAUUGAAUCAGAUGAGGAGAUAGACGGAGGGUUUUCCUGCUUGCUUGAAGGAAAGGAAACAGAUGUAGGAAACUACUCAAUGGCAGAAGCAAAGGAAGAAACUAAAAGGAUUCUGAGGAAAGCUAGGAGGAGAAAGAGGAAACACUCUAACACUAUAAUUCUAGAUUGAAGUUUUUUCUUUCUUUCAUUUUCAGCUGGUUCAUACUUCAUAUACAGGGUUGCAACUUGUACAUGCUUUAAUAAUUGGACCGAGAUUAUGGCUGCAUUGGCGCAAAGUCGGAAAGAUACCAAUAGAAAAUGCAAGGCUCAUUGAGAAGAUUAGGCACUGUCGUGGAAAAUGAUAAAAACUUGAUUUUGUACCCUUGUAAGUUUGUGUCUGGAUGAUCGAUUCGUGGAGAGAUUUACGUUGGAAGUGGAAAUUGAUUUCCCUAAUGUUUUUCCGA
Messenger RNA from Rhododendron vialii, 1692 nucleotides. RefSeq names its product putative recombination initiation defects 3. Gene Ontology annotation, cellular component: nucleus. The transcript is spliced from 12 exons. Gene Ontology annotation, biological process: meiotic DNA double-strand break formation; chromosome organization involved in meiotic cell cycle; embryo sac development. The record is from RefSeq and is a predicted model, not a curated record. The coding region runs from base 180 to 1418 and encodes 412 amino acids. Lineage: Eukaryota; Viridiplantae; Streptophyta; Magnoliopsida; Ericales; Ericaceae.